GACGUUGGACUUGGAUAUAUGCACUAUAGCACUAAAAUCUCAGGAUAUCUUAAAUUACAGCAAAUAUAGAACAAAGCAAAGCCACAAUACAUUACUAGAUGCCCAGAGAAGCAUCAGAACUUCUCAUUUGAUGGUAAUACUAAUCUGACUAUGCUGAUGGUAGCAUCUCCAACUCGUCUCCAAUGCCCAGACCGAGCGGGACACUCGGCCGCAGCUGCGAGUCACCAACAAUCAACAUACCUUACCUGACUACCCUACUACACGCAGAGAUCUAGCCUCAAGCACCUCAUAAUCAAGUCACCGCUAUAUAAUAUAUAAUCACAAGACUAUACUACACUAUAUCUGAUUGACUUAGGAUGGCCCUCAGGCGUUCCUCCCGCCUAAGCGCAAUCCCCAACGGCAGCAAGGUGAUGCCACUGCAACCCAUCACAGGUCCCAAAAAACCCAGCAGAGCACAGCAUAGCGGGGUUAGCAAGACACGAAAAGUCUAUGCAAAUGGAAAUGCAAGAGGGAAAAAGACCACAACUCCGACUGUGGAGAAAACCGCUCCAGAGACACAGACAGCCGUUGACAACGGCAGUGGCUCUGAACGCAACCAAGAUUUGAAUGACAUCAACCCGUUUUCCACUGACAGUGCUAUUAACAGACAACUACGUGCGACACCGCCCCCUCUUGACCGACCCGUUGAACCUCACAGAACGAACGCAACCCUCCUUACACCCCAUGGCUCCUCGGUGGUUGCCUACCCGCCUGGCUCGGCGGAUAUCUCGCCCAGCAAGACCGGCCGACCUCGCCCAACCGCCACGACAGGCACGCUCCUCGAGAAAGCCAAUGCGUACUUGAUUGCCGCAGAUGCACGCCUGAAACCGGUUAUCGAGAACAACCACUGUAAAUUGUUCUCGCCCGAGGGGCUCGCGGAGGAGGUCGAUCCGUUUAAAAGUCUCGUGGUCAGUAUCAUUGGGCAACAGGUAUCGGGUGCUGCGGCCAAGUCGAUCCGGGAUAGAUUCGUGGCAUUGUUCAACAAAAGCGAGGGUGAUGAUGUGACUGCGAGUGUGAGUGGGACUUCGAAGACGACGGAGCGUUUCCCAACGCCAGAGGAGAUAUCCCAAUGCGAGAUUCUUACGUUGCGGACAGCCGGUCUCUCCCAGCGCAAGGCGGAAUAUAUCCAAGGGUUGUCUCAGAAAUUCGCAGACGGUGAAUUGAGCGCGCGGAUGCUGGUGAAUGCCAGCGAUGACGAGCUCGUUGAAAAGCUGAUUGCCGUUCGUGGACUGGGCAAAUGGUCUGUUGAGAUGUUUGCCUGCUUUGCCUUGAAACGCACCGACGUUUUCUCCACGGGGGAUCUGGGUGUGCAAAGAGGUUGCGCAGCCUUCAUAGGAAAAGACGUGAGCAAACUCAAAGCUAAAGGGGGCGGUAAGUUCAAGUACAUGCCUGAAAAAGACAUGGUGGAGCUGGCCGCGAAGUUCUCCCCAUAUAGGAGUCUCUUUAUGUGGUAUAUGUGGCGAGUAGAAAAUGUCGAUGUUGCCGUACUAAACGCUUGAAUGGUACUAUCAGACCUGUCUGGAUCCAGGUAAUGUAUAGCUGAGAUAGCGGGCUACCUUGUAUAUAUCGUCGACAGGCAUUCGAGGGCCGGUCAUAUAUACUCGAAAGAGAUAUAGAUUAGAAGAGAAGCGGUGGGUAAAUGACAUAUGAUUAUUGAUCACCCAUGUCGAAGGGUCUUGUGGAACUCCAUGCUUGGGUAGAUAUCGGUAUCGGCCUAUC
Messenger RNA from Aspergillus wentii DTO 134E9, 1758 nucleotides. RefSeq names its product DNA-3-methyladenine glycosylase II (gene alkA). The record is from RefSeq and is a predicted model, not a curated record. NCBI's taxonomy places the organism in Eukaryota, Fungi, Ascomycota, Eurotiomycetes, Eurotiales, Aspergillaceae. Gene Ontology annotation, molecular function: DNA-3-methyladenine glycosylase activity; alkylated DNA binding; DNA-7-methylguanine glycosylase activity. Gene Ontology annotation, cellular component: nucleus; protein-DNA complex. The transcript has 3 exons. The coding region runs from base 357 to 1538 and encodes 393 amino acids. Gene Ontology annotation, biological process: base-excision repair, AP site formation; base-excision repair; DNA alkylation repair.